AUGUCAUCAAUUUCGGAACAACUAGCAUCUUUUAGAGAUGUUAAGAACACAAAACUCAGAAGAUUCUUAUCAGAAUAUAGGUCAAAAUUACCAUGGAACACUUGCAAAGUAUCAAAUUCAUAUAAUUAUCUCAGAUCUCUUGAUGAAAAUUUUGAAAAAUAUGAAUCUUUGUUCUCAGAUUCAUUAUUUGGAUUAUCUUCUUUAUCAUUCUCAGAUACAAAUGAGAAUAAUGAUAUUGAUAUAUUUAGAGAAUCUAAAGAUAUUGAGUUUAUGACAUCUGAGGAGCUUUCGGAACUCAACAAGUUGAUCGACUCAUUCAUUCAACACACUGUACAAUAUUUCUUAAAUGAAAACACAGAGAUUUUAAUAGAUUAUCUCAUUUUUAAAUAUGAUAUAGCAUCAAGAUUUAGAGAACAGUUGAUUGUAUCAUAUAUACAAUAUUACAAUUCACCGUAUUACUGUAAAUUAUUAUCUCUAAUCACAAUUGAGAAUGGAACUGCCUUCUAUCCAUUGUAUGAAAGAAUAAAGGAUGUAACAGUGGAUUUCACCGAGUGCAAAUAUGUGACAUUAAACUUAGUGGUUUCAGAGAUUGUUAAAUCAUUCUCGAUUUACAAACAAGUUUCCACAUGUUAUAAUAAACUCUCAAGAUCUAAUAGUAAUGCAAUCUCAUUUUUCAACUUUGUUAAUGCUCAAUAUAUAAUUACAAAUGGACCAACAAUCGAUGAUAAUGAGCUAAGGUAUAUAAUUAAUAUGAUUAUUGGGGGUUUAAUGGUUGAUAACAUAGAGUAUUUAAACUCGCAAAUCUGCUCGAUGAUAUCACUGUUUUCAUCAGUACAGUUACAAGUUUCUGUACAGAAUGAGAUUAUAAAGAUGUGUAAGUUUGUGCUCAAUAAGAUUGUUGAGACGGAUAUGUCUGAAUAUGGUUUAGUAUUUAGGAACUUUGUAUUGGUGAUGAUGUUCAUGUUACAUAAUCAGACCCAAACAAUAGAGAAAUUACCACAUGAAAUAACAAUCCCUUUAGUAAAUAUAAUAAAUAAGAAAUCAGUGAGACAAGUAUUUUUGGAUAUUAAGGAAUCCAAAAAAUCGUUGGAUUUUAGUAUUUUCACAAACACAUUGUUUCAUUCACUGGUUUCAUAUUUUGUAAAAGAGAAUUCAGAACAAAUCACUACGACAUUACAAACAAUAGAUAAUGAAAAUAGAAUAAUUUCAGAUAUUAAAAACUUUCUUCAAUUUGUUAAAGAAACUGAUUUAAACUGUGUUAAACAAAUAGUAAUUAAAAUAGUUUACGAGUUGAAUAAAAUUAAUUCGAGAAUCAAAACUCACAACGAAUCAAUGAUAACAUUUAGAAUUGACGGGUUUGAACUUGCACUAAACCCUAAAAUUAAGUACCUGCCAACAGUAUUAUUACUAGGACACUCGAUAGAAAUAUUAAGAGAUUUAAGUCCAAACAUACUAGAGAGAACUUUAAUGGAAUAUAUAAAUAAACUAGACUAUGAACAGUUAAAGAGAAACAUCGAAGUCAUACUAUACAUAUAUCAUAGGAAAUCUAAUAAUCUGUCAACAAUAAUCAUGAUGUUGUAUAACAGAUAUGCAAACCAAUUGGAUAAUUUCAAACCCAUAAAGCGUGACAAAUUGGAUUCUAUCCAUUCUUGUUUGACAAUCUUUGAAGAAAUCGAGCUCCAAACAUUGAAAGAUUCAGUAAUCAAUUCAUUUAUUGAUAUCAUAGUCUCAACUUAUGAGACCAACUUAGUGCCCGAGUUUAAUUAUUAUUUAUCGAAUUUCUUAAAUCGACUGAACGAAUACCCAGAAUUGUUCUCAAAACUAUAUUCUAAUGAAAGGUUCAUUUCAUCAAUACCUUCAGUAUAUUCACUCAACUCAAUACUACUUCAGAUACAAAGAAUUAUUGAACAGAUGGACUCAAGUUAUAAGUGUGAAUUGGAUGGUAAAUUGGAGUGUGAAAACAUUGAAGAGUUGUUAAUGUCCAAAUAUGUUUUACACAUACUGAAUAAUAAUAAUUGUGAAGAUUUAUUUAAAAAAUUUCAAUUGUUUUUUAAAGUAUAUUUAGCCUCAGAUGAAUCGACCAAGAAGAUUGUAUCAGAGAUUAUUAUACCAUACAUACAUUUCAUUAAAUCAGCAUUGAAUUACACGGAUUCAGAAUAUAAGGAUAUUUUUACUGUAAAUUUGGUAAAUAUGGUAGAUACAGAAGAUUUGGUGUUGAAUAAUCUAAUAAAAUUGAUGAACAAUGGUGGUAACAAUGAUUUAUAUGUUGAUGUUGGAGUUGAUAAACUAAGUGCUUUAUUUACACCAUUUUGUGCCUUAUUUUAUCUAGUAGAGAGUAUAGAACAGGUUAUAAAAUCUUGUUCAGAUGUAAAAUAUAUGCAAAUGGUAUUAAUAAUGGAAUUGUUGUCAAAAUAUGUAAAAAGUGAUGUGGUUGAUGGAAUUAAAAGUGUAGUUUAUGAAGUUUAUGGACUAAUUUUUGGGAAAUAUGAAUUAAAAUUAUGUGAAUUACACAGUAAACGGAGUCCACUGAUUACAGUGAAAAGAAUCCAAAUCAUACUAAAUGAUGAACAAUUGUAUAAUGAAUUUAAAGGCCAAGAUUUGAGAGUGAAUGAAUAUUCACAAUACGUGUUUGAACUUUUUAGAAUAAAGUCUCAUCAGAAGGAAUUUAAAGUAUUCUACAAACAAGGUAAGAUUUUGUUGGCUGAGAGAUAUAAACAUUUCAUGAGUUUAGAAUAUAAUAAAAUAUUGAAAGAUAAUACCGUAAUACAAUAUCUUUCAAAAAAUGUUGAAUAUAAUCAGUGUGGAGAUGGAGAUGGAAAUUACUGUUCAGUCAAUUUGGAUUAUUCAGUGGAAUCAAUUGAUAAUGGAUGUGAUUUUGUAAUUAGAUUGUUCAAGAAUUGUUCAAAUGACAGUUCAGAAGUGUAUUUAGAUUUGUUAAUAAGAAUACUGGAUUUAAUAUAUAAUUCUACAAGUGAAUAUUUGGGGCAGUUUACCAAACUUGUGUACCAACUUAGUAAUGAAUUUAAAAAUACAAGUAUUGAUAGAUUGACAAAUAAAGUAACAAAGAAGGUCAAAAGUACGUCUGUUGAUAUGGAUAUAAAGUGUGAUGUUACAAAACUAGUGAAUGAAAUAACUAGACAGGAUAUAAGUGUACAAGGAUAUGAACAUAAUUUGAUAUCAAUAAUUGAGAAUAACAUAACAUCAGAUGAAGAGAUAUUUAAGGCGUUUAUGAUUGAGUUUUUCACAUCAGGGUCAAAAUGUGUAUUUAAUACAGUAUUUGCGGACAAAGUAAUAGAAUUAAUAGAUGGAUCAGGAUUCCAAGUAUCAUUUCUAUUGAAAAUAUUAUAUCAAAUUGGAUUAAAAAUGGAAUUGGAACUGGAAAGUUGUAAAAUAUGGAAUGAAUUGGCAUUGGUUAGAUUAGGAGAGUUUUUAUCAACUUCAAUAGUGUUGUUACAAACUAAGAAAGUAGAUGAGAAUGAACAAGAGUUUGGAGUAUUGACAAAUUUGAUAAUAAAAUUAGGAACAAAAUAUAAGAAAUGGGAAAUAGAAUUAAAGGAAUCAGAACAAAAAUUGGAUAACAUGAACUUGGUGAAGUUUUUGAGUAAUCUUGUUGAUGAUACAUGUCUAGUAGUAUUGAACAAGUAUAAAUCAGGUAUAUUUUGGAAACUUGGAGAAGAAUUGAGAAAUAGUAUAUACGGUUCAUUUCUAGAACUAAGUAAAUAUUCGAGAUCAAAGUAUAUAAAUAUAUCAUUGGAAUGGUUAUUUAAAUUUAAAGAAUCAGACGAGAAUAUGAUUUUACUAUUCAUUGAACAAUUAAUUAGGACAAAGUUGCAAGAGAAUGUAAUAACAAAUUUGGUAAGGAAUUUAAAGUUACUAAAGUCAUAUGAGGUUAUGGUACAAAAAUUACUCUCAUCAACAUUAAGAUCGAAAAUAAAGUUAUUAAACCUAUGCAAGAUAAUUCAUCACUUUACAAUUUCAAGAAACUUGUCAAAUGAAGAUUUCCAGUUCAUACUUAGAAAUACUAAUAUAUUACUAGAACACUAUAGUAAAAUAGAAAAUUCUAAAGGUGAAGAAUUUAACAAUGUGAAUCAAAGUUUAAAUAAACAGACUAAUGGUAAAAAGAAAACAAGUUUUGUCACGGGUAUAAUUAAUCUAAUUACAAGACACAAAGUUGAAACUGAAGUGGUACAAACAGAGUCAAAUGAUACAGAAGAUGAUACUGAAGAUAUUGUGGAAUUGUUUAAUAGUAUAGUAAUGUAUUUGAAACAAUUACUAGAGAGACUAUAUACAAUUAUUGGAAAAAUUAAGUUUGAAAAGAGUAUAUAUAAUAGUUUAUAUCACGGGAUAUGUUCGUUCAUUAAUAAGUCAAUAGUACUAAUGGGAGCCGAUUCAGUGAAAUUUAUAAAUAAACUGGUCCACAAACUGAUGGUAUUUGAUGUUAGAAUCUCAUUAGAUAAUAAAGAAUUGGAAGAAGUGGUCAGAAAUACAGUCACGUCGACAGUAAAUAAUAUUCUUAAUUUUGAUGAAAAUACACCAAGUGUAGUAUUGGAAUUGUUAAAUGGAAGUCAAGGAAAGUUUGAUUUGGUUAGAACAAUAUAUACAUCAUACCUGAUAUACACAUACAUAUAUACAGUAAUAAUAAGUGGAAAAUGUACAAACUCAUUUAAAUUCGCUGAAAUAUUCCAAUUAGUUAUUAAGUCGGAAGAAUAUUUUAGUAUAUUAUCGACGUUGGUAUUUAUUAACUUGAGGAUGCUGGCUAAGAAUGAAAUAUUAGAUAAACUGAAAGGGUAUCAAAUAUUGGAUUUUAAGGUUAAAAAUAGGUCAAAUGGAGAAUUAGAACAAGUUUCUACACAAGUGUUUAGAUUAAUAUCAGAGUUACUAGACGAACAAAAGAUUAGAAUACAAGUGGACCAGUCACUAUUUAAUAAGAAAUCAUCCACAGCAACCUUGUUCAUGAAAAUUAACGAGUUUUUAUACUCACUCUUAUCAACAUUGGUUUACUACAAACACUAUUAUGAGAAACAAGAUAAUCCAAAAACAAAGAUUACUGAAUCAAUUGAUAGAGGUGAAUAUAUGAGAUAUGAGGGAUAUGAAAUGAUAAUGAAAUUGAUAUUGGAAAUAUUCAGGAUAAAUUCAGUAGGAGGAUUCAAUCUCCAUGUAUAUGGAAUACUAAUGUGUAUAUACAAAGAAUUAGAAAAGAUGUCAGAUAUAAUUACAUCAGAUGAAUUAUCAAGGAUUCUACAUGAGAGAUAUGAUACAAAUAUUAUUUUCAAAUGGGAUAUUUAUAUAAUUACAAACCUAUUAUGGUUAAAUAAACAAUCAAGUUCAAAGGAAAAUGUAAUGAGAUUUAAGUAUGAAAAGGAGUUUGAUAAGGUUAACAAUUUGACAUGUCAAAUAAUGUUUAAAUUGUUUAAAAUAUCCUCAAAGAUUUAUGAAGUUGAUAGAAAUGAAGAUUUGUUCAACCAAAUAACAUAUUUCAGAAAUGAAUUGUGGAUGUAUUUCAUAAUCAACACACCGAAUUGUAUGGAGUACUUUUUACCAAUAAUAGUGGAAUCUUUGGACAAAUUUGAGUUGUUUUAUUUGGAAAAUAAGGCAUUAGAUUGGUCAUUUGUUGAUACAGUAUACUCAUUGAAGCUUAUUAUAUCAAUUAGUAAAAGUAAAUUAGGAAUAGGAAUCAACUACAACAGUACAAUAAUUGAAAUUAGUGAAAAGAUUAUGAAAAUGAAAAUUGGAUCAAAUUUGUGUUAUUUCAUACAAAUACUGAUCCUACUGUUGUGUUUUUUAUUGUUAAAAUAUUUCAAAGUAUCAUUGAAGAAAGGAUUUUAUGAGUUUUGUAUUCAAAUGGCAUUGGAGUUUAAGUCUAGAGAAUCUAAUGGGAAAGUUGAGUUUGUAGAUAAUUCUAAUGAGAAUUUGGAUAAUUUGAUAGAAAAUGAAUUCAUGGGAUUGAAUAUAGACGAUUGUUUGAAUUUAUUGGAAAAUACAAAUACCACCAGUCUAAAGAGUUUGAGAAGUGAACUUUUAAUAACACAAAUAACAUAUUAUGCAAGUCAAUCAAUAGAAUUAAAGAGUUUAAUAAAGUUAUUUUCAAAUCAAGAACAACUAGUUAAGAUUACAAGAUUAAUAAAAAUAAUAUCUGUUAAUAUAAGAUAUUUGAAACCUGACUACCAUGAAGAUCUCAGAAAUAUAUAUCUCAUAUGUGUGAACUAUUAUAAUACAGUAUCAUCUCAAAUACUUUCUGAACAAGGUUUAGUAUCGUAUAACAGAUCGAAGAAUAAAUCAAUUGAAGAGAUUCUAGAAAAUUCGACAAAACUUGCAAGUAUAUUUUUCAACAACUCUGGAGUUGAUUUGAUAUGGAAUUUUGAAGAAUCAUUUUUAUCAUUUUCAAUAAACUAUUUUAGUCUAAUUUCACCCAAUAGUCUGGUAGAUUUGUUUGAAAAACAGUCUAAAAUAUAUGAACAGGACAAACAGGAUCUUGGAAACAGGAUUUUCUUGUUAGUAACAUUAUCAGCAAUAUGUGAGUAUGGUAAAUAUGGUGCAACAAACUUAAUAUCAACAAGACUUUCACAAUAUUUUGAACACAUAUCUGAACACAUAUUAAAUGAAGCCAAAAAUAACCGUAUUAACAUUCAAGAAAUAACAUUUGAUAAUUGUUUAACAUGGUAUAAGAAUAGUAAAUUAUUAUUGGAAUUGGUUGAGAAGUCGAUAGAUACAUGGAAUAUAAAAAGAGGUUCAGUUCCAGAUGUUGUUUUAAAUUCAUGGUGUAAAAUUAUUAAAAAUCAUAUUUCAAUAUUGGAUUACUUACCAAUUAAUGGUGAUGUUGAAGUUCAAAAUAUUACUUUUGAAGUAUCAAACUCUAUUGAAAAAUCAUUAAUACAUUUAAUUAAUGGUUUCAUUACACAAGAUAACAAGAUAAUAAAAAUUGAAUCAUGUUUAUCUGAACAAUUGGCAAUGAAAUCACUUAAUAUAAAGAUUGGAUGUUUGGUUAUAAUGAAUCACAUUUGGGAUGAGUUGGGGGUACAUUUAACACCGGCAAUUAAGAAUGUAAUGCCUCUUCUUGGCGAACUCGUUGAUGAUGAAAAUGAAGUUGUGAGAAGAAUAGCAUUAGAAGUUGAUUCUAAAGUUAAGGAAAUAUUAUACCAAAAUUAA
Molecule: messenger RNA, 7146 nt
Organism: Theileria annulata
Lineage: Eukaryota; Apicomplexa; Aconoidasida; Piroplasmida; Theileriidae
Exons: 6
Coding region: 1-7146 (2381 amino acids)
Source: RefSeq, a predicted model, not a curated record